GUACUUAGUGGAAAGAGACCAGAUAUCAUUGAUAGAACUCCACCCGAAUAUGCGAAUCUUAUAAUCAAAUAUUGGGAUGAGAAUCCUGAAAAUAGGCUUGAUGCUAAAAUCAUCAAUGAUAAAAUGGAGAAUUUACUUAAAGACAUUUAUCAAAGUGAAGAUAUCAAUUAUGAAUUAAAAUUUAUUCCAAUUACUCUUGAAGAAUCUAGAAUAUGGAAAUUUUUAAAAAGUGGAAUAAGGGAAAUCAUUAAAAAGUGUAAAGUUUUGAAAGAAAUUAUAGAUAAAAUUAAUAUAAAGAAAAAUAAUUUUCAAACAAAAGGCAUUGAUUUGAAUAAAUAUCCAUCUUUGCCCUUGAAACAGGAUGAACAGAGCGUUUCUGAUAAUGUAUUUUCAAUUUUUGAACAUGAUCAAAA
Racocetra persica is the source of this 413-nucleotide messenger RNA. NCBI's taxonomy places the organism in Eukaryota, Fungi, Glomeromycota, Glomeromycetes, Diversisporales, Gigasporaceae. The record is from the annotation of a GenBank genome assembly.